This is a messenger RNA of Heterocephalus glaber (naked mole-rat), 2501 nucleotides long. It is a transcript of the gene Rab42, whose product is annotated as RAB42, member RAS oncogene family. Lineage: Eukaryota; Metazoa; Chordata; Mammalia; Rodentia; Bathyergidae. The record is from RefSeq and is a predicted model, not a curated record. Gene Ontology annotation, molecular function: GTPase activity; GTP binding.
AGAAGUGUCCCCCAUAACAACUGCAACUGAUCCAAGCCACCCACGGGCAUGGUGUUGACAAGGGAGCUGUUUGGAACCAGCUGGAACUCCAGGCUUGAUGCCUUGAAUUUCAGAAAGCUAGGCUCAAGAGGCCAUAUGCCUGCAUUAACCUAGCCCUUAACCCAGGUGGGACGAAGCCACCAUGUCCUGCUUCAAACGGGACCUCCCUUGUGGUCCCCUUUUGUGACAUCAAGGGUGUUCCAGGUUGAGUCCCAGGUCUGCCGGGCGACCUGAAUUAGCCACACCUCGGAGGCGCUGCUGCUCUAAGCCCGGCACACAAUGGCCUGAUGGCCCCAUCUGAGCACUGCCACCCACAGAGCAGGAAGAACUGAUCCUGUGUCUUCAUGAAGGUCUGCUGUGAGGCAGGAGGGUCGGCGGGCAGUGUCUGUCCUGCCUCCUCUACCAGUCUGUGCCCAAGUCCCCUGUCGGGCCCUGCUGACCGGGACAGCCAGGCUUUCGAGUAGCAGAGGGGCUGCUGAUCACCGAACCUGGACCUUGACCAGGAGGCACCAAGCAGGGCUGAGGGGCCUCAGGACAGGGCUGCCCAGUGGGCGGGGAGCCUAAAAACCAUUCACCUUCCGGAGUGAGGAGAAAACUGACACAGCGACUUCCCGGGUCCCGCCCGGCCUCUGGCCGCGGAGCGGGGCGGGAGGAGGCGCGUGGGGCGGAGCGGGGCGGUACAAGGAGAGGCGGCCUCGGCCAGCGGAACAGAUGGGCCAUGGGGGCCGGGGGCUGCUGCUACCAGUUCCGCGUCCUGCUGCUGGGGGACGCGGGCGUGGGCAAGACGGCGCUGCUGCGGCGCUACGUGGAGGGCUCGCCGGGCGCCGCGGAGCCCGAGGCCAAGUCGGAGCCCACGGUGGGCGUCGAGUUCUACAGCCGCGCGCUGCAGCUGCCAGCCGGGCCGCGCGUGAAGCUGCAGCUCUGGGACACCGCGGGCCAGGAGCGCUUCAGGUGCAUCACCAGGUCCUUCUACCGGAACGUGGUGGGUGUCCUGCUGGUCUAUGAUGUGACGAACAGGAAGUCCUUUGAACACAUCCAAGACUGGCACCAGGAGGUGCUAUCCACUCAGGGUCCCAAGGUGAUCUUCCUGCUGGUUGGCCACAAGAGUGACCUGCAGAGCACCCGCUGUGUCUCCAACCAGGAGGCAGAGGCGCUGGCCGCCUCUCUCGGCAUGGCCUUCGUAGAGACCUCAGCCAGAAUCAACUGUAAUGUGGACCUGGCCUUUGAUACCCUCACGGAUGCCAUCCUGCAGGCCCUGCAGCAGGGGGACAUCAAGCUGGAAGAGGACUGCGGGGGUGUCCGGCUCAUCCAGAGGGCCCAAGUGCCCCGGUCCCCCAGCAGGAAGCAGCAAUACCCAGGCCCGUGCCAGUGUUGACUCCAAGGGGUCCUGACCUCACCACCCAGUGGAACAGGGACUGUUAAUACCUCGGGGGGACAAAUGACAAAGGAUUAAUGUCCGUAAUAUCUUGACAUGGUCCUGCCUCCUGGAUUUUGAGGUCUCACCCUCACUUUGCUAGGGAAAGGGCUAAGAGGCCAGGUAUGCAUUUCCUCUCUUUGAUCCUGUUUCCUCAUCUGUCAAUGGAACUCAUAAAAAGACCCCACGGCUCAGGGAGGUUGUGGUCCUGAGUGAGAUAAAGGACAGGGUGUGCUCCCUCAGAGCCUGUCACACUGAGAACUGAAGGACAAAAGCUGUCAUCCCUGCCAUUCCUUUCUGGCUGUGACGCUGCCAUUUCUGGCAGCAUUCCUGGGCUUGGUGGUGUCUGGAUGGCUGCCCUGGGGAGGACGGUAUGGGGAUUUCCAGUGUUAGCCUGGCUUGGAGCCACCCCCACCCACCCACCCCCUUUUUAGACAGGGUCUGGUUAUGUAGUUUAGGCUGGCUUGAAUUCACUAUGUAGCCCAGACUGGAUCCUCCUGCCUCAGCCUCCCAAGUGCUGGGAUCACAGGUGUGGGCCACCACAUCUGGCCCUUGGAGCCUCUUUUGGUCCUCACACUAGGAUGAGUCUAGGCAUGGGAUGAGGUGUGGUCUUAAACUCAGGGUUGCUGCUGGCUGUGCCCACCCCAAACCCAGGGGCUGAGUCUGGAUCCUAGAGGCAGGGAUAACGUGAGCAGCAGUCAGGUUGGGCACAGUGGACACUAAGAAGAGCAGUGGAGGGCUGAAGGAUGCGCCAUGCCCCAGCUGCCGGGCAUUCUCCAUGAGGGACCUUAGCUUUCAAAGAUCCCUCUGAGACUGCCCAUCCCUGGGGCAGCCCACGUGCAGCUUCCAUCCGUGCAGGUUUUUAAGGCCCUCUUGCCCCAACUCAGGACAACUCUGAGGGUCAAACCCAGCUUCGUCUUUCCUUGGGAUUCACUGAGGACAUUGCUGACCUCAUCACAGCCAAGUUUUCCCUCUGCCAAUCCUGCUUCCUUCUGACCCAGGUGUGGCUUUCAACAAUGUAUCCAAAUAAAUGUCUGCCCCCCCCCCA